Molecule: messenger RNA, 1883 nt
Organism: Durio zibethinus
Lineage: Eukaryota; Viridiplantae; Streptophyta; Magnoliopsida; Malvales; Malvaceae
Source: RefSeq, a predicted model, not a curated record
CUGAAUCCCCCAAAUGAAGCAUUAUUAAGUAACUUGGUGCUUUUCAUCCCACCAAUUGCACACCACAAUCCUACCAAUUCCAAGUGAAGGAAUAAAAAAUAUGUUAGUACAUAAGUUUUGCAUCACUUGACCAAUAAGAAAAAUCUUGUCUUCACCAGAGCUUUCCUAGUUUCCUGUCCUACAAACAACAAAGUGAGGAAUAGAUAAGGAUGCUUGGCUUUGGAAUUAACAAUGCAUGCAGAUACAGAGAAAUAAUUUAGAAUUAUCACUAGAUAAAAACAUUUGAACCGAUCAUGUUUUGUACCAAAACAGUCAAUAGAAUCUUUUCUUGAUUUCAGUUUUGGAAUAUACCAUACAAUCACAUGUCGAAUCAACUGCCACUGUUAGUUGACUUGUUUAGGGAAUGAAAAAUCACCUUUCAGUAUUUUCCUACCCAAGUUUUUUGCAACUAGAGUUUCAAGCCAACUGUGAUUAUCGACAAAACUACCAGAACCACCCCAUUGAUCUUUAUCUUGUGCUGUUUCUUUCUUUUUCCCUCCGAAGAUGACUAUAAACUUGUUAUAGCAAAGAAUGAUGGGGAGAUAGCUGUAAAACAAUGGAAGGUCAAAGGGUAAUGGUGAUCCAAGAUGCAUCUAAAGAAGUUUGUUCAAGUGCCAUUAGAUGGGUACUUCACGGCCUAUGUCUCAAACCUGGAGAUCAGAUUGUUCUCCUAGGAGUUCUUCAUGAGGUUAUCGAUCCUAGAACGUUAUCUUUUAAGGGAACGAGGAAGCUCUUGGGAUACAGAAACAAAGUGGACUUCACCGAAAAGUUUGGAGCAAACCACAGAAUUGUUGACAGGAAAGAGGCAAGGAAGCAGGAGUAUGAGAACAAUGCUGAAAUAAUGGAGAUAUCAAAGCUUUGCAAAGCAGAAAAGGUUGAAUUUAGGAUAGAAGUGGCUGCAGGAGCUUCACCAGCAGUUGUGGCUAUGAAAUCAGCAGAAAACUUAAAGGCAACAUGGGUAAUUUUAGACAGGAAGAUGAAGAAAAACAAGAAGAUCUUUCAGGAAAGGCUUUCAUGUGGGAUAUCCAGGAUGAAAAGGAAUAAUAGCAUCAAGCUGUUGAGGGAACCAAGAACAAAAUUCGAUGUAACUUAUGAUAUCAUGAUGCAAGGGCCCCCGGAAGAAGAAGAUCUUUUCAGCAUUGAACUUUUCCCAACAUGUAAGAUAAAUUGUGGCAAAUUCUACUUUUAUGUCAAGCAGAAGGUAAUCAAAAUACAAAAUAUUGAAUGGAGAAAAGAUUACACAUAUCUGGAACUCCAUGCUGCUACAGAUGGAUUCUCAUCAAAAAACAAUAUAUCAGAAGGUGGUGUUGAAUAUACUUUCAGAGGUCAGCUAGAGAAUAAGCUGAAUAUUGUGAUUAAACCAGCAAAUAACAAUAUAUACUUCCAAGAACCAAUGAAAUUCAAGUCAGAAAUAGAUAUACUCAGCAGAGUUAGACACAAGAACUUGGUCAUGCUGCUAGGAUGCUGUGCAGAAGGAAGUCAUAGGCUGCUUGUAUACGAGUAUGUCUGUAAUGGUUCACUAAAUCAACAUUUAUCAAAAUGUCAGCCUAUGCCAUUGAGUUGGACAAAGAGGGUAAAAGUAGCACUUGGUGCAUCCAGAGGUCUAAACCAUCUACAUCAAAACAACAUCAUUCACAAAGAUAUUAGAUCAAGUAACAUUCUUCUAAACUAUGAUUUUGAACCACUGGUAAUGACUUGAAUCUAGAUGUCAUAUGCAUACUAUGUUGACCUUAAUAUACUAAUCUGAAAUUUCAUUUUAAAUGUUACAAUAUUUUUUGUUAGCUUGGAGAUUUCGGCCUAGCAACAAUGCGGUCAGAUCAGUUCUUGAAGCAGGAGAAUAUUCA